AUGAACGGGUCCGCCAACGGCCACAGCGCUGUAAGCGUACACACCGGCGACCGACCGAGCGGGCAAGUCGACGGAGGUAGCACAACCCUAUUACCUCGAAUCCACGAAGCUCUUGAGAUCGUCCACGGCCCAUAUUCCUCCAACGAAUCACGCCGCCAAGCUUCCGUUUACCUUGAAGAAAUCAAGACCAACGAUGAAGCUCCCUACCAUGGCUUCACUUUGGCCUCCGAUAAAUCCCAGCUACCCGUCGUUCGCCACUAUGCCUUGUCGCUGCUCGAGCAUGCUAUUAGACACAAAUGGGCUGGGUACUCGGAAGAGCAGGCAGCAUUGCUGAGAAGUUGGGUCCUGCAAUUAGCUGAGCACAUCUCGCUAGAUGAUCCCUUAUACCUUCGAAAUAAAGCGGCUCAAUUGUGGGUCGAGAUUGCAAAGAGAAGCUGGGCAGCGGAGUGGACUGAUAUGGAUGAGCUUCUGGUACGACUUUGGAAUCUUCCUGGAUCUGUGGUACACAAGGAGUUCGUGCUGUUCGUCCUGGAGACGCUCUCAGACGAGAUUUUCAAUGGCGAGGAUACAGUGGCCGUUUUGCGAGAAGGUGCUCUGAGCAGAGCUUGUGUGGAUAUUUUCACACCAGCCAUUGUCCUGGCUGAACGAUUUCCAAACCGGCAGGGUGGACCUGCUGUAAGGUAUGGUGAAGAAGGCUGGCUGGUUAGAUUGGGGGAACUGCUCAACCAAUGCCUCGACAAUGGUCUUCAGGCGAACCCACAGUACCAAAGCUGCGCAGCGAAGACAUUAGCAGUCUAUAAGUCUGUGAUGCCCUGGGCAGUCCCUCAGGCUAUUUCAAGCGCAUCUUGUGUCCAACAUAUGUGCAAAAGUCUCGCUGCCUCUAGUGUAGCCGUGCAACUGGGUUCUGUUGAGGCCCUCCACGCGCUAUACAGUCGAAUGCACUUUGAUGAUGAUGAGUUCUUGUCCCUUGUCUGUCCAAUGUACACCAGUCAGAUGGUAGAACUUCUCCGCAAACUAUUUGAAUGGUCUGUGGUUGAUCCACACGAUAUCGAUGAUGAGAAGUACCUAUUUGCAAAGAAAUUCUCCGAGAUGAUAUCAACGGUCGGAAAUUACAUCGAGCAGAAAAUCUCAGCAAUACCUGAGGACUGCGAUCUCCCUAACUUAUUGAAUCUUUUCCUUGCUAUUGCUCAGAGCCCAAGCUUUGUCAUUUCGAUACCCGUCCUUGUCACAUGGACACGAUUACUUCGUUCUGAAACUAUUGGCGGAUCUCCAACUAUUACCCCACUAAUUGCCCCUUUACUUGAAUUGUGCAGCUCACGACUCAUACGAUAUGAGAGCAUGCCAGAAGACUCCGACGAUCCUUCGUUAAUUUUCCUCCUUGAAGAUAUUGACACCCAGCCAGAGCGACACGCAUUUUUGGGUAACUAUCGUCGAUAUAGUACCCAGGUCAUCGAGUACAUAGUUCGGCAAAAGCAGUCAGAAGCCAUCUACCACAUUUUGAGCCAAGUUGAUCAAUCAAUGCACCAUUUAUAUGAUGGUCAACCCCCAUUCGCUGUUGCGACUUACUCUAAAACUUCCAUGCCAGUCUUGCGCGUUGAUGCUCAUUUCACGGUUGUGGAAGCGGCGUUGAAGGGGUAUAUGAAAUGGAGAUCGGCACAUGGCUCAAAGCCCCAACAGGAUGAGCAAGAACGAAUUGCUAUGGAGAACAACCUUGAAGCAUGGUGUGAGAGACUAUUAGAGAUGCAGUUUGAGGAUCCUAUCAUUCGCAAGAGAAUCCUUCAACUUGCUGUUGCAUUUUCGACCACAGCGCUGGACAAGAAAGUCACCUUUAUGUUGAAGGUUCUCGAACAUAUCCUCAUGAGCCGCCCUGUUGAACAACCUGAGUAUAAUGCGUACAACGAGGCUGUGAAAGAACUACAGACCGAUGGGAUGUACGAAUUGCAACGUUUGGCUAGUAAGAUGCCUGACCAACUACUGGACGUCUAUGAUCAACUCGAAGCUAAAGUCAACGAAAUUAUUUCUUCGGGAUCGUUAGAUUCAAAGCGCCAAGUGGCAUAUCAAACGUUCCUGUUCACGAUCAUUCAUCGAGCUACGAAGAUAGAUACAGAAGUUCGAUUACAAAAACUUCAUGGCUUCAUCAAUCCCGUUCAGCAGCUUUGGCAGAACCCUAAGAUGGACGAAGCGAUCUCAUCAUUUAGUGGAUUCUGCGGGCUAUUAGGAUUGAGCCAAGUUAGAGAUUACUUGGUCACUCGGCAUGUUCAUGAAAUCGAUGAUUGGGGAUUGUAUCAGCUUGAUGCUCAAGGCCAGGCCAUGCAAAAGGAUCUCGAGGAGCGACUGAAGGCUCUCCCACUUCGGACUACUAAAUCGUUCCUUGCCUGCUCAACAGAAAAGGUCGAGAAGGAUAGUGCUCCUCAUAAGGUGUCUUGUGCGCUGUGGCGGGAAGCUUUACCAGUGAUCCUUCCCAGCCUACUGAAAUUCUUGAGCCACGCACAUGCGUUUCAUAAUCCAGCAAAUUGGGCUGGACUUCCGCCCGAGAUGCGCUCAGUAGUGAGCCGAAUCUUGACCGACCGUUUCUGGCAAGCCGGUAUCUCGGUAGGCAGUAAGGAUGACUUUUAUGCCCGGGUGACUGGCACAAAGUCCACUAUGGAGGGCUUUGCUUCGUCAAUUCGAGGCUCUGUCCGCACGGUCCGGGAGUCUUGUUACUCGAUCCUCUGGUGCAUGAGCAAGCUCGAUGUCGAUUUCUAUGGCUUCAGCGAACUCCCAGGACCUCUGGCACAUGCUCUGUUUGCAGAUGCUCACUGCUUAUCCUCCCACCAACUCAUCGCCCUUCUGAAUGUUGUUCGCCUUAUGGUUGAUGAUUGUCCCGUUGAGCUUCGAAGCCAUUUCGUGCCUCCGAUCUUGGCAACUUGCUUUGCUCAGAUGGAUGCAAAAUGCAGUUCGGAGUGGGAAAAGCUUGCCCAAAAGCAGGUCGCGGCAACGGAAGGGGAGAAUUUGACAGAUGAGAUGAAAGAAGAGAGCAUCUUGCGUCAACUGACCCAUACCGCAGUCAUGAUGAUCGGCGGCUUCCUCGACCCAGCACGGCAAACUGCUCCCAGCAGUGCAAAGGAUGCCUCUACCUACAUCGCCGAGGGUAGUCCUGCAUCCGCCUACCCCUCGAUGCGUAAAUUCUGCCUUACAUCGUCAACCAUCCUUGAGCCUCUUCUUAUGUUUCUGACUCAUGCCAUUCGUAUGCGUGAUGGUCGAUGCUGUGGGGUCGUCCUGCGAGUAUUCCGUUCUCUGAUUCCCGAAUUCGCAGAUGACUCGCCACUAUCGGCCUCGAUUCGUGAAUUCAUCAGUACCGACGUCCUCAAGGCGUGCAUUUCCUCACUCAAUGAGCCUUACUUUGUCGACCUUCAAAAGGAGUUGGCCCAACUCAUUGCGUCUAUACUCACCUUUUAUUCUCCACUUACUACAACACCCAGACAAAUCCUCCUAAGGCUUCCAGGGAUCGAUGAACCUUCGGUAGACAAGUGCAUCGACUAUAUCAUGCGACAAGGCAUGCAGCAGCGACAGCAACGAGCUUUGGUCCUUGACCUCCUGCGUGAUAUCAAGGGAGUAAGCAUUAGCGAGCAAGGCCGAAUUACCAAGACUGCAUCUGCAGUUCGCAAAGAGCGGAGCAAGAUGCAGCAAGAGUUCCUCAAAGAACAGACUGCAACUGCCGAAGAGAGGAAGGUAAGCCCAGGUCUAGAAGGCGUGGCAGGUAUGUUCGAGGAGCAUUGA
This is a messenger RNA of Hyaloscypha bicolor E, 3759 nucleotides long. RefSeq names its product ARM repeat-containing protein. The coding region runs from base 1 to 3759 and encodes 1252 amino acids. The transcript is spliced from 11 exons. Gene Ontology annotation, biological process: protein export from nucleus; RNA export from nucleus. The record is from RefSeq and is a predicted model, not a curated record. Gene Ontology annotation, cellular component: nucleus; RNA nuclear export complex; cytoplasm. Gene Ontology annotation, molecular function: RNA binding; small GTPase binding; nuclear export signal receptor activity. NCBI's taxonomy places the organism in Eukaryota, Fungi, Ascomycota, Leotiomycetes, Helotiales, Hyaloscyphaceae.